AUGGCUCAAUUCAUGAUUAAGCUACUCGUGACAAUUGCAUUAACAACCGCAAUCACAAUCGCCAUCAUCACAACCACAACCACCAAAACCACCACCACAACCGCAACAUUCGCUCUCGAAGAUCCUUUCAAAGAUGUUACACCUCCAGGAGCGGUUAAGAUAAGACCGAGUCGAUUCUUGGCAGAAAAAGUCGACCAGGGUCAAGGGCCAAAGGCUCGUAACCCAAACGCAGCUGACCAUUGCCACAAGGACCCAGAGAUCUGCAGCAGCAGCUACUACAGCACCGGAGCAAACGCUACAAUGGCUUGUUGCAACAACAAAUGUAUGGAUUUAUCAACCGACGACAAAAACUGCGGUGCGUGUAAGAACAAAUGCAAGUUCGGGCAAACGUGUUGUCGUGGUCAGUGCGUUUACGUGGCUUACGAUAAACGCCAUUGCGGUGAGUGUAACCAUCGUUGCGAUCUUGGCGAGUUCUGCGUCUACGGUCUCUGUAACUACGCGUGA
Eutrema salsugineum is the source of this 504-nucleotide messenger RNA. RefSeq names its product stigma-specific STIG1-like protein 2. The transcript has a single exon. The record is from RefSeq and is a predicted model, not a curated record. Bases 1 to 504 code for a protein of 167 amino acids. Lineage: Eukaryota; Viridiplantae; Streptophyta; Magnoliopsida; Brassicales; Brassicaceae.